AUGCCACUUGAAGGCCGGAGUGCAAGCAUCCUGGGGGUGUCGGUUGUAACCAUGGUAAUCUCGCUCAUUACGGUGUGUUGUCGGUGUUUUGUUCGCCUUCGAUUACUCAAAACCUUUGGGUGGGACGACGCCCUGAUGGUUGUUGCAAUGGUUCUUGAUAUAUUCCUCACUGUAUGUGCCAUUACAGGGUCCAUGGAAGGUGUUGGCCGCCACUUGAAAGAAUUUUCAAGCCUGGUGGAGAUCCGCCGCGCCAUGUUGUGGUGGUGGCUAGGCCAGUGCAUCUAUAUCUGGGCGUCCGGGGUCGCUAAGGUGUCUAUCGCACUGGCGCUUCUCCGAUUGUCGGUCCAGAAAGUACAGCGUAUCCUCUUGUUGACUGUGGUGGGGGCGUCGACCUGUAUUAGCUUGGUAUUCUGGUUCUUCAUGCUUCUCCAAUGUCACCCCGUCUCGGAGUUUUGGGAGAGAAGAGGCACGGGCAAGUGCCUGAGCACGGAUUUCCUCGUUGACAUGGCAUAUUUGUACAGCAGCAUCUGCGCCGUCUGUGACUUUGUGCUCGGGCUGCUGCCAAUUUUCCUAGUAAGCCAGCUGCAGAUCAGCACAAAAACGAAGGUUGCGCUGGGCGCGACCCUCAGUUUGGGGUGUCUGGCGAGUACCGCCGUCAUCAUUCGGAUCCCUUGUCUCCAAAGCUACAAGGACAUGGACUUUCUAUAUUCCACAUUUACAAUCGACAUUUGGUCUUUCAUCGAGGUUGGCUUGGGAAUCACGGCCGGCAGCCUGGUUACUCUCCGGCCGCUCUUCCGCCAGGCGCUUGAUGAUACGCCUCGUCGGGGCGCCAAGAAGAGCCGAGGGAGUAUCCUCCUGUCCAGCCUGACGGAGCAGUGCCGAACUGGACAGAACCCCGAAGAGACUGGGGGCUGGCACCAGCAGCCAGAUGGCACACAGACAAUCACCACGGUGAUCACGGCUUUCCGUCGAGACUUGAACACCAGCCCGUUGACGCCGACAUUUGGGGUGGAGUGGAGGAAUGGGCGGGCAGUGGGGAUCAAGAGGUCGAUUCAAGUGACCGAGGAGCAGGUCUAA
Molecule: messenger RNA, 1077 nt
Organism: Aspergillus ibericus CBS 121593
Lineage: Eukaryota; Fungi; Ascomycota; Eurotiomycetes; Eurotiales; Aspergillaceae
Product: P-type ATPase
Exons: 5
Coding region: 1-1077 (358 amino acids)
Source: RefSeq, a predicted model, not a curated record